Hermetia illucens (black soldier fly) is the source of this 1545-nucleotide messenger RNA. RefSeq names its product zinc finger protein 260-like. The transcript has 2 exons. The record is from RefSeq and is a predicted model, not a curated record. Bases 54 to 1382 code for a protein of 442 amino acids. Lineage: Eukaryota; Metazoa; Arthropoda; Insecta; Diptera; Stratiomyidae.
UAUCAGCCGGGGCUGACAGAUAGCCCCCAAAAUAAUCAAACAUUCGGUGCAGGAUGGCUUCGGAGAGUUUAAUAAUAGAAACGUUGGAAGGUUUUGAUGUGGAAGAAGAGUUCGAGUUUGAAGAGACACACCUAAGCGACAACGACCGGAAUACUACGGAUCAAGAUGAACUCGAACAAGGACCACAUACCAAGUGCGGUGAGAUAAUGAUAGGAUUGCAAGGAAGCUUCACUCUGGUGUGUUCACACUGUGAGAGCUGUUACCCGGACUUAUUAGCAUUUGGAGAACAUAUACACGAAAACCAUUUGAAUUCCGUAAAAGACUAUCCUUUGGAAGAUGACAAUGAACUGAUUUCAAAGGAGAAGUCUGACGAGGAAUCACCAGUACCAUUGGAGACUGACGAUGUCGUUUGUAUGGAUGAGACCUAUCGCGACUACGAGGAGGAUAAUAGCAAACCGAUAGCUAAUAUUGAAGAAGUACAAAUAGACCACCCAAUAACCAGGAAGCGCGGGAGGAAAAAAAAGAUAGAGAUAUCUGAACCAGAGGAAACUAAUCCUUUUUGUACAAUAUGCGCUCGAUCUUAUAAAGAUGCUAAAGGAUUCCGUGACCACAUUAUAAAAAUACACGGAGAUAUUACAGAGAAUGUCAUAGUAAAAACGUCCGGGGUAACAACCAAAGGUAUUGCCAUUCCCGUUCCUCAAGAAUUGAUAUGUAAAUAUUGCGAUAAAAUCUUCACCGAUCACAAAGAAUUUCGUGAACACAUCGGCUCUCAUACAGGAGACAACCGUUUUAUAUGUCCUCAUUGUUCAAAAACUUUCCGCACUAAAUAUCACAGGAGGGUGCAUAUGUACACCCAUGAAGGUGUGCGUCCUUUCAAAUGUCCACAUUGUCCAAAAACUUUUUCAGAUCCAACUAAUCUUGGGACUCAUGUACGAAUCCAUCUGAAAAUAUACAAGUACAAAUGCAACUUCUGCAGCAAACCUUUCGUUAAAAGCAGCGAUAAAAGGAUACACGAACGUGUUCACACAAACGAACGACCCUUCCAAUGUGAGGAAUGUGGUAAUCGAUUUAGAUCGCAAGUUAGACUCACCGAGCACAUUCGUCGUCAUAAGAAUAUCAGAAACUACAAAUGUGAGAUUUGCGACAAGGCAUUCCUCACGUCGCAGUUGCUGAAAAAUCACGCUGCCAUGCAUUCGUCGGAUCGUCCUUUCGGCUGUAAUAUUUGCGGGCAAACAUUCACAAGGGAUGCAUCACUGAGACAGCAUAAACUCCUCCAUUCAAAAGUAAAGAAAUAUAUAUGCAAGGCAUGUGGAAAGGAUUUUGCUCAAGCUGCAGGACUUUAUUCUCAUAUGAAAUCACAUGGGGAUGUGGUUAAGGACUAGAGGACUGGAUGGAAGUGAUAACCUUUCUGUGAUUGUGUAGACACUGACUGAUAAGUGCAAAUUUACGCUAUAGUACCAUAAAUGUAUCCUCGACAUAAUUGUUGGAAGAGGGUAUCGAAAUAGGAUUUAAGUUGGCUAAUGAAGUUUUUUAAAAUAUACACUA